AUGCCAACAAAUCUGACGUAUUGGCCUAACGAGCCGCUGUACGCCGUGGGCGAGGUCGUGUAUCUCGCCGCCGCAGGCUGGGAGCAGCCCGCCGGACCGUACGAGGUCGUGUCUAGCAACAACGAAAACUCGACAUAUGUCAUCAAAAGGCUGGACAAUGGUCAUCAGCAUCCACGUGCCGUGCCGGAGAGCAGCCUGCGAGUGCUGGCAUGA
Lasiosphaeria miniovina is the source of this 213-nucleotide messenger RNA. RefSeq lists its product as uncharacterized. The record is from RefSeq and is a predicted model, not a curated record. Bases 1 to 213 code for a protein of 70 amino acids. Lineage: Eukaryota; Fungi; Ascomycota; Sordariomycetes; Sordariales; Lasiosphaeriaceae. The transcript is spliced from 2 exons.